AUGGUGACCAAUGGUGAGGCAGCCUUGAUACAGCUGAUGGACGAGACUGCCGAUUGCAUGCCAGACAGCGCGAAGCAUCCGCACCGUGAUGUUGUCCGAGCCUGGAGAUGUGUUCCCGCCGCAAACGCGGCCAAGGAUCUCGACGGGGUGCGACUGCCGAAACAGGCGGAGCGGUUCGUCGACGGGCAAUCCCGGAUGGACUGGCAGGAGAAGGACGUGCUCGUCAUCGACGAGGUGAGCAUGCUCGGGGCGCGGACGCUACACGCGGUGAACGAGCAGCUCUGCCGGCUGCGCGGGUCGCACCAGGAUUUUGGAGGUAUUCCGAUCGUCCUCUUCUGCGGAGACUUCCACCAAUUCCGCCCCGUCCAAGAACGCUCGAUCCUCCUCCCCAGCACCGCCGUCUCGUGGGACGUAGACAGCUCCUUCAAGGCCGAGACACGGCACCAGCACGACAAGGCGCACGCGUUGUGGAAGAGAUUCACGACCACGGUCAUGCUGGACGAGCAGGCGCGCCGCGGAGAUCCGGAAUUGCAGAGGCUGCUAAGGCGGAUUCGACUGGGCGUGCAGGACCGCUCGGAUCUGGACCUCCUCAACUCAAGAUGCUACCGGGAAGGCAGGCGGAUCCCGUGGGAGACGUGCAUCACCGUGGUGACGCCGCUGAACAGGAACCGGUGGAACCUCAACAUGGAGGCCAGCUUGGCGUUCCGGGCCCAGCAGCGGUCAGUGAUGCGCAUCUUCAUCUCGGAUCAUACGUGGAAGGAGGCCCUGCCGACGGAGGAAGAGGCCAUCAUGAUGCUGAACCAGGGCGACGACAGCGCGAUCCCGGUGCCGGCCGUCUUCAUGUUCGUGCCGGGGAUGCCGGUCGUCGUGAACCAUAACACCCAUCAGGGGCUAAAGCUGGUGAACGGCGCCGGCUACACGGCGCUGGAGGUCGUCCUCGACAAGUCGUACCCGGGGCAUCGUAUCACGGCAGACACGACGUGCGACCCGUACAGCCUGUACGUGCAGCUGUCUCGCUGCCCGACGCUGGACGGCAUUAUGCUGGUCUCGAAAUUGCGGGAGAGGGACCUGGUGGGCAACAAGGUGCCAGACGAGAUGACAGACGCAGAAGCGAGGCUGGGCCAGCUGAGCGACAAGACUGUCCGCGAGGCCUCGGGAUGGCUAGACGUUGAUUCCUGGACUCUAAAGGCACGGGCCUGGACGUGUAGCUAUCGCGAUGCCGGGCGCAGGGCGCUGGACGGCACCAUGCUCGUGUCAGGGGUCGCUGGCAGGACCGGAGAGGGCGAACUGCGCCGGAAGGCGAAACAAAAGGGCUAG
Molecule: messenger RNA, 1317 nt
Organism: Hirsutella rhossiliensis
Lineage: Eukaryota; Fungi; Ascomycota; Sordariomycetes; Hypocreales; Ophiocordycipitaceae
Product: PIF1-like helicase domain-containing protein
Exons: 4
Coding region: 1-1317 (438 amino acids)
Biological process (GO): DNA repair; telomere maintenance
Molecular function (GO): DNA helicase activity
Source: RefSeq, a predicted model, not a curated record